Messenger RNA from Dermacentor andersoni, 1938 nucleotides. Its product is annotated as kynurenine aminotransferase-like. Lineage: Eukaryota; Metazoa; Arthropoda; Arachnida; Ixodida; Ixodidae. Gene Ontology annotation, cellular component: mitochondrion; cytoplasm. Gene Ontology annotation, molecular function: pyridoxal phosphate binding; L-kynurenine:2-oxoglutarate transaminase activity. Gene Ontology annotation, biological process: biosynthetic process. The record is from RefSeq and is a predicted model, not a curated record.
UCCUCUCGUAAAAAAAAAAACGACGCGAACAAGGACAAGGAAAUAACGAUGCCGACAUCAACAUCAAAGGACAAAAAUAAUAAGAAACAAAGACAGAAAGAAAGAGGAAUGAACACUUCUCUGCUGAGUGGCUAAUCAGUGCGCCUAUCUCCAUGGGCUGCCAUUGCCCUCACUUACUGAUAACUCGACGUUAUCGCCGACACAGCUCACCUCCGUUGCUAAAAUCAACUGCCGUACUUGUGGUAGACAGCCGGAUAUGUUUGUGCGGUGCUUCAGCAGCUGAGACUUCCUGGUCCUUGUGGCAUCGACAUCAUUGCUGUACUGAACACCGCAGCAUAGCAUAUAGCGUUCUUCCGCUCAACAUGCAAGUGGCGAAACGAGUACAAGCGAUGCAACAGCCGAUGAGGAUGGAGUUUUCAUCUCUUGGUGAGGAAAGCGAUAUUGUGAACUUGAGUCCCGGAUUUCCUGACUACCCACCACCGGUGUUCCUUCUCAACGCACUCCAGGACGCCAUCGCCAGCAAUAGCUUCCAUCAGUACACUCGCGGAUCCGGUCAUCCGCGGCUAGUCAAUGCCUUGUCCCAGAUGUACUCUCGCUUAAUCGGUCGAAAGAUUGACCCAGAAAAUGAGGUGCUGGUGACAGUCGGUGCCAUGGAAGCACUUUACGCAGUGUUCCUCGGUCUAGUCAACCCUGGGGAAGAGGUGAUCAUCAUCGAGCCCUUCUUCCCCUCAUAUGAGCCGCAGACAUUGUCGGCAGGAGGAGUGCCAGUUUUCGUCUCCCUCCGCCCUCGUAAGGAAGGCCUAAUUUCAAGUGCCGACUGGGUUCUGGAUCCGAGGGAGCUCGCUUCCAAGUUCAAUUUUAAGACCAAGAUAAUUGUCAUCAACAAUCCACACAAUCCACUCGGGAAGGUUUUCUCCCAGGAAGAGCUAGAAAUGAUUGCGGACCUCUGCAGGACGCACAAUGUUAUCUGUGUAAUGGAUGAAGUUUACGAAUGGAUACUUUACGAUGGAAUCGAGCAUAUUAGAAUGAACACGCUUCCUGGUAUGUGGGAAAGGACUAUAACUUUAGGAAGUGCCGGGAAAGCAUGCGGCGCUACUGGCUGGAGGGUAGGCUGGGCUUAUGGCCCUGAGCACCUGCUUAAAGGACUACGAAGGAUACACGAGAACUGCAUCUGCACAGUCAGCACUCUAAUGCAGGAAGCAGUGGCCGUAGGUCUUGAGAAACAAAUGGACCGGAUGGCAGAUCCCACAGGAUAUUGGAACCGCCAGUCCUAUUCACUCCAGAAGAAGCGCGACUUCAUCUCCCGCUUGCUCGGAUCGCUCGGUGUGACUGUCACCGUUCCCCAAGGAGCUUACUACAUUUUCUGCGACUUAUCAAAUCUAGCAUCAAAACUGGAGGUACAAGGCAAUGAAGACGAAGGUCACCUCCUCACACAAUGGUUGUGCAGAAAAAAGAAGCUGAUGGUCACUCCUGGUAGUGCGUUCUAUAGUGAGGAUGCCCAACUCCUUGCUAAGGAUUUCAUACGAAUUUGUUAUGCGAAGGACGAUACAACUCUUCUGAAAGCUGCUGCUAUACUGGAAGGACUGAAGACGAUGUUGAGUAGAAAUUAGAGCACACCAAGGAGUGUGAGUGCAAAAUGUCGCUUGCAAAUGACAGCAACUCAAAGCUCAUUAGUAAGGAACAUGAUUGAUUUCCAGCAUUUCUGAGUUUUCUCGUGGCGGCUGCACUUUGAAAUGUUAUUACACUUGUCACCGGUGUGUUAACUAUAAUUAAAGUGGCUGUGGUGAAUUCGUGUCACAAAAAUUGGAAGCUGCAAACUGUGGUUGUGCCUUAACCUUUUGUUCACCAAAUACGCUUUUUAACGUGUCGGGAUUACCAGAACAUACACAGCGACAACAGCGCAUGCAUGCUGACAACCAGUGGCGUAGCCAGAAAUUU